GUCUACCUCCAAACAAGACAAUGUGGAAGAUAUUCGCUCUUUUACUUCUCUGCGUCUGCGGCGCGUAUGCCCGCGUUUCUGCUGGAGACAUCAGCUAUUUCUUGUGGAAUAGACGUGCUACUAGGGAACAAUUGAGGAUUGGUCAAUAUGGAAAUAACAUCGAUAGAAGCGCACCUGUUAAAAUUCUUGUUCAUGGUUGGACCGAAAGUAUUAACUCUUUCUGGUAUACUGGAGCUAGAACCGCGUAUGUAGGAAGUGGUGCUAAUGUCAUUGCUAUCGAUUGGUCCAGACAUGCCCAAUUAACUUACCCCACUGCAGUUAAUCGUCUUCCUGAUAUUGGACAAUUUAUCGCUCAGUUUAUUGAUGGAUUGGUGAACACCCAAGGAAUUUCGAUCGACGACGUUCAUUGUGUUGGUCACUCUUUGGGGGCCCAUCUUUGUGGAUUCACUGGAAAAUCUCUUAGGAAUAGUUUUAGAACCACUCUUGGUAGGAUUAGUGGUUUAGAUCCAGCAGGUCCAAGUUUCACCACCUCCCUCAGUAGGAAUCGUUUAGAUUCAUCUGAUGCUGUUAGAGUUGAUACAAUCCUCACCGAUGCCGGUUUAAGUGGUUUGGGCAUUAACCGCUCUUUGGGACACGUUAACUUUUGGCCAAACGGUGGUUCGGCUAUUCAACCAGGAUGCCUUUAUUAUCCAUGCAGUCACAACAGAGCACCAAGAUUCUUUAACGAAGGCAUCACCUCGAGAAGAUUCGUUUCUAGACGUUGUAGUAGUUACUCUAGGUACAAUCGUGGACUCUGCAGACUUAACCCACAGAAUCUGUUGGGUGAAUUUACUGAUUUUUCAACUACUGGUGAUUUCUACUUGUCUACUAGACGUAUUUCUCCGUUCGCUCAAGGUUAGAACUUAAGUCGUUCAUUGUAUCCUGAACUAUAUGAAAUAUGUAUACAUGAUAUGUAUAUCAAUAAAUAGCAUACAGGUUGAAUUUGG
Messenger RNA from Onthophagus taurus, 986 nucleotides. Lineage: Eukaryota; Metazoa; Arthropoda; Insecta; Coleoptera; Scarabaeidae. The record is from RefSeq and is a predicted model, not a curated record.